CUCCGCCGCGACUUGUUUUUCCGCUUCCGGUAUGCGCGGAAGCGUCGCCUGGCGGCGGUUUCGCGUUUUCCCGCCUUUUCCUCCUCCGCCUCGGGCUUUUUACGACGGAGCGAGGGAAGCAGCGACGUCAGGGAGAUGGAAAGGGCGACGGCCGCUUCUGGCGCUCCUGAAGAGGACGGCGGCAACGACAGCAACACUUCCACGGGAGGCGAAGAGGGCGACAGGAACGCCGAGGAGCCCGUCGUGUCGCUAGCCGAGGUGCUGGCCGAAAGCGAGGAGUUGGAGAACGAAGCGCGCGCCGUGCUGGGCGGGAGCGAUCACGAGCGCUGCAGUUACUCUCAGGGUGCUGUAAAGAGGCAGGCGUUGUAUGCCUGCAGUACAUGUACACCAUCAGGUGAAGAACCAGCAGGGAUUUGUUUAGCAUGCAGCUAUGAAUGCCAUGGCUCUCACAAGUUAUUUGAGUUAUAUACAAAAAGAAACUUCCGUUGUGAUUGUGGAAACAGCAAGUUCAAAAAUCUGAAAUGCAAACUACAUCCUGACAAGGCAACAGUGAAUCCAGCAAAUAAAUAUAAUGAUAAUUUCUAUGGAUUAUAUUGUGUGUGCAAAAGACCUUACCCAGAUCCUGAUGAUGAGAUUCCAGAUGAAAUGAUCCAGUGCAUAGUUUGUGAAGAUUGGUUUCAUGGAAGGCAUCUUGGUGUUGUCCCUCCAGAUAGUGGGGAUUUUCAUGAAAUGGUCUGUCAGUCUUGCAUGGAUCAUUGCCCUUUCUUGUGGGCAUAUGCCUCGCGGUUAGCAGUUCCAACUGUGACCAAAGUUAUUGCUGCAGCUGAUAAUGGAACUCUGCUGAAUGUUGAAGAAACUGAAGUAAUCAAAAAUGAAAACAGUGUAGAUCAAAUGAAGACUGAAGAUAAAAUAAUACAAAUUAAUGAACCUUCUACCAGUUCUGGCAAUGAAUGUUCAGUGCCAGUUAAAAAGGAAAUACUGGUAUGUAAGCUGCAAGAACUUCAAGCCAAGCAGAACCUGAAGCAAAAUACAGCCACCUUCUGGCCACACAACUGGCGAAGCAAAUUGUGCACCUGCAAAGAAUGUGUGAAAAUGUAUUCUGAUAUGGAAGUCCCAUUCCUAACAGAUGAAUGUGAUACUGUCCUGGCUUAUGAAAAUAAAGGGACAAAUGACCAAGAAGCAGAUAGAAGAGAUCCUCUAAUGGACACACUUAACAGUAUGAACAGAGUACAGCAGGUAGAACUCAUCUGUGAAUACAAUGAUUUGAAAACAGAAUUGACAGACUAUUUGAGAAGAUUUGCAAAUGAAGGAACAGUUGUUAAACGAGAGGACAUUCAGCAAUUUUUUGAAGAAUUUCAAUCUCGAAAGAGGAGGAGGGUAGAUCAGAUGCAGUACUACUGUAGCUAGACUAGAUAGGAAGUCUUACAUAUACAGCUGUCUGCUAAAUUCUGGGGUUUCUCUCCCAAUUUAAAUCUAACUUCUUGUUCAUCUUGAUUUGUGUCCUAGAAGGCUGAGUUUAUUAUUUACAGCCACAUGCAUACACCAAUUUCCUAGUAACUAUGCUGAGAAGUGAAAUGAUCAUGGAUUCACAGAAUGUCACUUGUGUCAAAGAAAGGGCUGGUUAGUUUUCAGAAGAUACCUACUUGGAAACUAUACUGAUUGCCUCUUAAGACAAUAUGGGUGACAACAAUCUUUUUUAUGACUUAAAGGAAAAAUCUAGAUAAAGGUCUUAAUGAAUUAGUAUUCAGGGUCAAGGUACUUGUUUCUCAAAGACUUAUUUGAAUGCAAGAUUUCAUAUCUGCUUGGUUUUAGGACAUUCAUUAUGGUAUAUUCUGCUAGCUGUUGCUCUUAAGCCAAUUUGGAUCAUUAUAUGGCUUGCUGAAUUAGUUGAAGUACAACUUUUAGCUAAAAUUAGACAUUCAUGAUUGUUGAAUGAAUAUGACGGAGGCCAGUGUGUGUAUUAUAAACAGUGGUUAACUGGUAGGCAAUGAUAGUGCAGAGGCUUAGUAAUAUUAUCACCAAUAUGUUUUGAUUGAUUGCCAGCACAGAAUGUCUAAAUUGCUUUUUGGUAGAUCAUAAUUAUCAGGUUAAUCUAUUGACUUUUUAAAACUGAAAGGAGUAUCUGAAACUGAUAUAAUGUAAUUGCAAACGUUUAGGAAGAACAGCCUACAAAGCUUAAAGCUCCCAAACUAAAAUAUGGCUGUGAUCUUUUGUAAUUAUGUUAGAGAAUUCAAACCCUUAAUAUUGCAAAGAAUGUUUAAAACAUCAUUUAAGUACAUCUAUUUUCUAUUGGUUAAAUUUAUCACCUAACUACUAGAAAUUCACAGCAAUCAUGCUGUAUACCAAUAUCUCAAUAAAAUUGUAUUUUAAUUUUUAA
Molecule: messenger RNA, 2377 nt
Organism: Pantherophis guttatus
Lineage: Eukaryota; Metazoa; Chordata; Lepidosauria; Squamata; Colubridae
Gene: UBR7
Product: ubiquitin protein ligase E3 component n-recognin 7
Cellular component (GO): cytoplasm
Molecular function (GO): ubiquitin protein ligase activity; zinc ion binding
Source: RefSeq, a predicted model, not a curated record